This is a messenger RNA of Onychostruthus taczanowskii (white-rumped snowfinch), 2232 nucleotides long. It is a transcript of the gene SKOR2, whose product is annotated as SKI family transcriptional corepressor 2. Gene Ontology annotation, cellular component: nucleus; transcription regulator complex. Lineage: Eukaryota; Metazoa; Chordata; Aves; Passeriformes; Passeridae. The coding region runs from base 1 to 2232 and encodes 743 amino acids. Gene Ontology annotation, molecular function: DNA-binding transcription factor activity, RNA polymerase II-specific; SMAD binding; RNA polymerase II cis-regulatory region sequence-specific DNA binding. The transcript is spliced from 8 exons. Gene Ontology annotation, biological process: negative regulation of transcription by RNA polymerase II; negative regulation of BMP signaling pathway. The record is from RefSeq and is a predicted model, not a curated record.
AUGGCGACCAGCCCGCUGCCCGGCCCCACCGAUAUCUUGCUGCCGUCGCCGUCCAGCGCGUACCCGCCGGACCCCAUGAACCAGCCGAGGGCCGGCCACGCCGCCAUGAAGCCCAACCAGGUGGGGCAGGUGAUCCUCUACGGCAUCCCGAUCGUCUCCCUGGUCAUCGACGGGCAGGAGCGGCUGUGCCUGGCGCAGAUCUCCAACACCCUCCUCAAAAACUUCAGCUACAACGAGAUCCACAACCGGCGGGUGGCCCUGGGCAUCACCUGCGUGCAGUGCACGCCGGUGCAGCUGGAGAUCCUGCGGCGGGCCGGGGCCAUGCCCAUCUCCUCCCGCCGCUGCGGCAUGAUCACCAAGAGGGAGGCAGAGCGGCUCUGCAAGUCCUUCUUGGGGGAGAACCGGCCCCCCAAAUUGCCGGAUAACUUCGCCUUCGACGUAUCCCACGAGUGCGCCUGGGGAUGCCGCGGGAGCUUCAUCCCGGCCCGCUACAACAGCUCCCGGGCGCCCCCGCCGCCUGCCACCCGCUGGAAGCGGCCGCGCUUCGAGGAGGACGAGGAGCUGCAGGAGGCGGUGGCGGCGGCGCACGGCGGCAAAAGCCCGCGGAGCUACCCCGUCAUCCCGGUGCCCAGCAAGGGCUCCUUCGGCGGCAUGCUCCAGAAGUUCCCCGGCUGCGGCGGGCUCUUCCCGCACCCCUACGGCUUCCCCGCCGCCGCCUUCGGGCUCUGCCACAAGAAGGAGGAGGGCGGCGGCGGCGAUGCUCUCGGCGGGGCGGCCGCGCACAAGGCCGGCGGGGCGGCGGCGGCGGGCGGCGGGCUCUCGGGGCUCUUCUGGCCGGGCAGGAAGGACGCCGCCUUCUACCCUCCCUUCUGCAUGUUUUGGCCGCCGCGCACCCCGGGCGGGCUGCCGGUACCCACCUACCUGCAGCCGCCGCCGCAGCCCCCCGGCGCCCUGGGAUGCUCGCUGGGGGGGGACGGGGCGGGCCUGCUGCGCCAGGCUUUCCUGGACCUGUCGGAGCCCGGCGGCGAGGCGGGACCGGCGGGGCUGGGGACGGGGCCGGCGGGGCCGCUGUUCGAGUCGCCCCCCGGUGGCAGCGCCGAGCCCGCCUCGCCCGCCGCUUCCGACGGGGGCAGCGGCGGCGGGGGCGGGCGGGUCCCCGCGCACCACCCGCACCUGCUGGAGGCGGCGGGCGGGCGCAAGGCCAGCGGCGGGUACCACCACUCCAGCGCCUUCCGCCCGGUGGGCGGCAAGGAGGACUCGGAGAGCCUGGCCAAGCUGCACGGAGGCGGCGGCCCCCCGCGCUCCGCCUCGCCGCUGCAGCUGCUGCUGCCGCCGCCGCCGCCGCCGCCCCCCGAGGAUGCGGGGUGCGAGAGGCACCCGCAUCCUCCGCACGCCGCGCACCGCCUCCUCUCCCCCGGAGGCACUAGCUGCAGCUUCGCCAGCGAAGAGAGCAGCGAGGAGGAGGAGGACGAGGAGGAGGAAGACGAGCCCGAGGUGGACGUCGAGGGGCACAAGCCCCCCGAGGAGGAGGAAGAGGAUGAGGAGGAGGAGGGCGAGGAAGAGCCCCGCGGCGGAGACCCCUUGGCGGCCGGCGGCCGCUUUCCACCUGCCCGGGCUCUGCCGGAGAAGGGCGGCCGGGAGCGCCCCGCCGCCGGCCCCUUCCCCCGUGCGCCCGUCGAGGAGAAGCCGGGGGAUGGUCAAGCCCCAGCGCAGCCGCCUGCCGGGGCCCCGCGGGCGGGCAGCGGCGGCAGCAGCCCGGCACUUCACCCGGCGCCCGAGGAGCAACCCCUCUACAAAGAUAAUCAGAAGAGCAAGGAGGGUAAUCAGGUCAUCCUGCCUACGAAAGAGGACACCUACUCAGAUAAGAACAAGGAGCAUAAUUUUUUCAUCACAGAUUCAGAGCCUUCAGGAGGAGACUUCUGGAGAGAUAUAGCAGGAGAACACACACAAGAAACCAAUUCACCUCAUUCUCUGAAGAAGGAUGUGGAAAAUAUGGGGAAAGAGGAACUCCAGAAGGUUCUGUUUGAGCAGAUUGACCUACGGAGGAGGCUGGAACAGGAAUUCCAGGUGUUGAAAGGAAACGCGUCUUUCCCAGUCUUCAACAAUUUUCAAGAUCAGAUGAAGCGGGAGCUGGCGUACAGAGAAGAAAUGGUGCAGCAGCUACAAAUCAUUCCCUAUGCAGCAAGCUUGAUCAGGAAAGAAAAGCUCGGUGCACACCUCAGCAAAAGCUAA